Molecule: messenger RNA, 2297 nt
Organism: Salmo salar (Atlantic salmon)
Lineage: Eukaryota; Metazoa; Chordata; Actinopteri; Salmoniformes; Salmonidae
Source: RefSeq, a predicted model, not a curated record
CUGCAGUUGUGGGGAAAAACGCACGCGAGCUUUGAUUUACAUGUGCUGUUGUUGCUGUGCCAUUUCCUUGCGUUUUGAGAGUGUGGAGUGUACCUUUUGUUCUGGUGCUCUCGUUCAAGUGACAAUGACAGCCUGUCUAUCAAGAUGCAUGGAACCCGCCCCAUUCACCCCUCCUGCUCCCUGGCCGUAGCAAGCAGGGAGCAGUGAAGACGAGGUAGCUAGUUUUGAAGCCGUGGCAUAAAUGAUCUCAUCUCAGCCCGAUCUCCGCUUUCUACAGAGGAUCCUAUGACCAACACCGGAAUAAAGUAAAAAUAAAGCGUCCCUGUUGCUCGAGCUAGACAAAGCAUGCGGUACAGCUACCAGAGACGGAUAUGCUAUUACAAUGGUUGAUCCAUGUAGCAGAGUAGUAACUCCAAUUACUGCCCCACCCACUGCUCUCUCUGAGGAGAUGCACACCCUGACAGAAGUUCCUUUGUUUUAGUCUGAUGGAAAAUGUAGUGUGACGUCACACAGGCUCCUGUCCUGUGUUCUCUCCCUACUCUGCUCUUCCCUGCUUGUUGGUCCGUUGGAGUCAACAGCCGUCCCCUGUUUUUUUGAGGAGCCUUGCUUCAGACUGGCCUAAAAUGGGCAGAAAGGGUGCAGAACAAAAGCUGCUUGUUGCUUGUACAAAAGUACUGAAGCGCUGCAGCCGGGACCAAGCUGCUAUGCUAAUGCCUGUGCCUCUCAACAGGAAAGAGAGCCAAAAUGUUCCCGAAGGGCACGAAGCGCAAGUUUUCCGACUCAAGGGAGGAACCUGUGGCAGGCGGUGAGGAUGUGAAUCAGUCGAGUUCGGCAGCUGUGAGGAUGCUGUCGUCCUACAGCCUGCAGCGGCAGUCCCUGCUGGACAUGUCCCUGAUCAAACUGCAGCUGUGCCACAUGCUGGUGGAGCCUAAUCUGUGCCGUUCGGUGCUGAUUGCCAACACGGUGAGGCAGAUCCAGGAGGAGAUGACCCAGGACGGCACCUGGCAGAUCAUGACCCAGGCCCUGAGUGCUGCCAACGCUGCUGCCCAGUGCUCUGCAGACCGCCUGGUGGCCACCGAGGUGCUGUGUCGGCAGACAGAGGCAGCCCAGGGGGAGCAGGUCCCCAAGCCCUUCCCAGUGGUGGGGUCAGAGGGCUGCCCUGCGGAGGAGGUGGUGGAGGAGGAGGAGGCGGCGGCAGAGGUGGGGAUGACUAUGUCCACUGUCUCCCCCCAAGCCCCAACCUCCUACCUGCCAGGCACCUUUGGCAUGGAGCCCUGCUGGGAAGAGGAGGAGACGGGUGAAGAUGAUGAUGAUGAGGAGGAGGAGGACAGUGAGGAGUGUGGGUCUGGCUCAGAGGGGGAGGAGAGGGAGUGUGACAGCCUGGUGGAGGACACCAGGACAGCAGAGCAGGUCUUUGGCACGUUCGAGAUCAAAAACCCUGCGCCCAGCCCCGACCCUGCUCUGGAGGAACUGUUUUCAGACGUGGAUGCGUCUUACUACGACCUUGAUACAGUGCUGACAGGAAUGCAGAGUGUUCCUAAGAUGGGGCCCUAUGACCUCCUGGAGAGCCUGUCCUCCCAUGGGCCCUCACCCCUCAGUUCCAGCGCCAGCUGCCGAUCAGACCUCAAUGAACUGGACCACAUCAUGGAGAUCAUAGUGGGCUCCUGAGAAACAACACAUUUCUUUGCAUACUUACUUUGCAGACUCUUUACAGACUGUGCACGUUGUGCGUACAUGGAUAUGGUGUUAUUAUACGUUCAGAUGUUGAGGGUUUAUGAAAUCAAGAACUUAUUCAGUGUUACGACAUGCAGCUGUGCAUCUCUAAGUGGGCAGAGAUUACAACCUAUACCAUUACGAUUUUUCUUAUUUUACAAACUUUUCUAUAUUUCUUUUUGUCAUACAAUCUAUUUUUCCAGUUUUGUUUUUAUUUAUUGUUAUAUGUAUGGACUGAAGAACAAUGUCAUUACACUACACACAAAUAGACCCAAACAUCUGAAGCGAUGCAUAUUUUCCUAAAGAGGAAAACAAAUAUUAGUGAAACAUGUACGUAGAGUUGAAGUUGGAAGUUUACAUACACCUUAGCCAGAUACAUUUAAACUCAGUUUUUCACAAUUCCUGACAUUUAAUUCUAGUAAAAAAUUCCCUGUCUUAGGUCAGUUACGAUCACCACUUUAUUUUAAUAAUGUGAAAUGUCAGAAUAUAUAGCUGAGAGCGAUUUAUUUCAUCUUUUAUACCUUUCAUCACAUUCCCAGUGCGUCAGAAGUUUACAUACACUCAAUUAGUAUUUGGUAGCAUUG